This is a messenger RNA of Chironomus riparius, 5026 nucleotides long. The record is from the annotation of a GenBank genome assembly. NCBI's taxonomy places the organism in Eukaryota, Metazoa, Arthropoda, Insecta, Diptera, Chironomidae.
ACAUUGACUUUUUAAUUUUUCUCAUUUUAAAUGUUUCUAAAGCAUUUAUAACAGUUUAUAAGAUUAAUUAACGUUUCAUGUCAUGAUAAAAUGAAAAAUAACACAUAGAGUGCUGCUCAAAUAUUUCUUUCAAAUAAUAAUAAAUCAACAUUUGAAAAAUUGUUAAAGUUUAUAGUGAAACCAGUAGUGUUUAAAUAGUGAGGAUAUAAAUUUAGUGAAUAUAGAUCAUGUGGAAAGUUGAUUCAUUUACAACAGACGUUAUCAAUUAGUGUUCAAUUCAUAAUUUCAGUCUGAAAAUUUUGCAAUAUUUUCCGAGAAAAGCACACAAACAAAUACAUAGAAAGAAAUUAUACAUUUGUUAUUGUUCGAAAAAACUCGAUUGAUUAAGUAUAAAGCACUUCCACGGGAUCAUAAAAAGUUGCUUUAAUUUCUCAAAAGUUUAAUAUUAUUAAAAGUUUUUAAUUGCCAGUAAUAAUAACGUUUUCUAGCCAAAAGAACAGAUUGAGUAAAAAUAGGAAUACAAGAAGAAUCUUUUGAAGACAGCAGUUCUUUAAACUAUGCGCGUGGAUGUAUAGUUCCGAAAAUUUCCGAGGCAAAUAAAACUACGUGAAGAAAGCAAAUUAGUUUAAGAAAAAAAAAAUCAUAUAAAAUUCUCAAUCAAUGCAGUCUUAAUUCUCAUUAAUCAUGAGUACUCGAGGAACAGAAGAUGCUAUUGAGCAUCAUCUCGUUAACACAGACUCCUCCUCUGAUAUUCACAAAAGUUCGUCUAAUUCAACAAAAGGUAUGGGCAUUAAGGAAGUAUGUCUGAUCAUAGAUUUGACAGAGACCCAAGAGAACUAUGUUCACCGAAAAAUGGCUUACGAAGAAGUUAAAUUGGCUUGUCAGUCUAUCGCCUGCAAUCUUCAGCUUGUUCAAUUCGGAAAGUUAGAUUUUGGUGACACAAAUACUGCAGAUAUUUUUAAUAGCGCUGAUGUAGCAAUCGUUGAUUUAUCUAUUCAGCAUCAACAGAGUUCUUUAUCAUAUAAAAUUGGUAUUCGUGAGAGCUUUGAAAUGAAGAAUAAUGUUGUGCUUUGUAACGAUUUGGAUCAAGAGGCAACACUAAGGUUGAAAAUUUCAACUUCAAAUUACAUGUUUUUACCGUAUCGGUUAUCAGAGGAGAAAAAUUCGUGUAUUAUAACGAAUCCCGUAAAAGGAGGAGAAGAUAUUGAUGGCAAUAAGCAACAAACACUUUAUCAAAGAGUUAGAAAAAUUUUACUCGAUGCUGAGAUUCAAUCAAAAGCUCAUUUGAAGGAAAAAUUUUUGGCGGAUUUACGUGCAAUAAGGGAAUUGAAUGAUAUGGACGAACAAAAAAAGAAAUUAAGAAACAUGCGUAAGCGUCUUGAUGAUCCAAACGUCCUAUCUGGUGAUAUAUUUCAGUCUUAUAUGUAUUCAUUACGUGAUGUUCAAGACUAUGAUGCGAUGGUCAAUUUAGUAAACGAUUUGCAAACAGUUCCAAGUACUCAGAAAGUUAUGCAUACAGGUCAAAUGUCUUACCUAUAUGCCUUCGCUCUAAAUAGGCGCAAUUCAAGUGGAGAUCGCGAAAAAGCACUUCAAGUUUGUAUUAAGGCUCUAGAAAAGAAGAAGAAUCACUUUCCUGAUAUGCUCUGUCUAUGUGGACGAAUUUAUAAAGAUAUUUUUGUAGAAUCAAAUUAUUCUGAUAGUGAGUCAUUGCAAAAUGCAAUUCAUUGGUAUCGGAAGUCAUUUGAAGUACAACCUAAUGAAUAUGCAGGAAUUAAUCUCGCAACAUUACUCGUUAUUAAAGGAGACUCAUUUGGAACAUCUCAAGAAUUAAGGCACAUAGCAAUAGUUGUAAAUUCAUCCAUUGGACGGCGUGGUGAAUUAUCACUAUUGACUGAUUAUUGGCUUGUGGCAACAUUCUUUGAAAUUUCUGUUCUUGUUGAGGAUUACUCGAAAGCAAUAUUAGCAGCUCAGUGUAUGUUUAAGUUGAAACCACCGAAUUGGUUUUUAAAGUCGACCAUUGGAAAUAUUCAAUUGAUAAAUCAAUUUCGUGUCUCACAUGAAAACGAUUUAAUAUCACCAGAACGAAAAAUAUUUGACUUUUGGGUCGAAUUUUUCCUCGAAGCAAUUAACACGGAACGUGGAACUGAUAUACGUUUUCCAAUCAUAAUUUUUGAACAACAAAGCAAUAAAAGUAGCAAUCAUAAUGUCUUUAUGCCUUCGCACUUAAUUGUUAAUAUGGAUGUUGAGGAGAAGGAGAAGCGAUCAAUUGAAAUUAUAAAUAUUUGUGCUAAUCAUGAAAAUGAUAAUUGCAGAAAAAGACACAAUUUUCUGUUCACGGCCGAUCAAAUAAAGUCAGUAUCAUUGUAUAAACGUGAUGAACGGUGCCUUUACCUGUAUGUCUAUCAAAAUUCUGAUGAUUUUCAAAUAUUCUUUCCGUCCGUGAUAUGUCGACAAAGUUUCUAUGACUAUAUACUCGAAAUGACAAAAGAAGGCGAAUCGUUUGUAAGAUUAGAUGAAGAAUUUCCAACUGAAGAGAUUAAAUUUGAGUACGAAUUGGACGAAAAUAAGCAAAAAGUAGUAUUAGGAAAAGGAACUUAUGGAAAAGUUUAUGCUGGUCGAGAUGUUUUUACUCAGAUGAGAGUUGCAAUUAAAGAAGUGCCUGAAAAGAUUUUUGAUCUUGUUCAACCUUUACACGAAGAAAUAAAACUUCAUUCUCAGCUCCGUCAUAAAAAUAUUGUGACUUAUUUUGGAUCAGUAUCUGAAGAUGGAUUCUUUAAAAUUAUCAUGGAGCAAGUUCCUGGUGGUUCUCUUUCUGCUCUUUUGCGCUCAAAGUGGGGUCCGUUAAAAGAUAAUGAAAGUACGAUUGCACAUUACAGUAAACAGAUCUUAUUCGGUCUUAAGUACCUUCAUGACCAGAAGAUUGUUCAUCGUGACAUUAAAGGAGAUAAUGUUCUCGUCAAUACAUAUAGUGGGGUCAUUAAAAUUUCUGAUUUUGGGACAUCAAAAAGGUUGGCAGGAAUCAAUCCUAAAGCUGGGACUUUUACAGGGACAGUUAAUUUUAUGGCACCGGAAAUAAUUGAUCAAGGAAAUCGAGGGUACGGUCCUCCAGCAGAUAUUUGGGCUUUUGGAUGUACGAAUGUGGAGAUGGCAACAGGAAAGCCUCCUUUCAUCGAACUUGGAUCACAAGAAGCAGCAAUGUUCAAAAUUGGAUUUUAUAAGAAACAUCCAGAAAUACCCGAAGAAAUGUCGCCAAUGGCAAAGAAAUUCAUUUUAAGAUGCUUUACAGUGGACGUUGAUUUGCGAGCAACUGCAGCUCAAUUAUUAGAAGAUCCAUUUUUAUCAGAUAAACUUAGACGCUCCAGAAAUCUUAUACCUUCAUCUACAUCCACAAAUACAGUCGAUUUUUCUCGAAGCUAUUCAGUACCUGUCGACCGAAUGGUAACAAAACCUACAAGCAUACCUAAUACACAUCAACAAAGCGUAUCUGCAUGCAAUACUCCAACAACUCCAGAAUUUGAUUCCAUUAUUACACCAUCCGUUGACGUGGCUGAAAAUGAAUUUAGCUCAUCAUUCAGACGGAGCUCAACUGGUGUUUUAUUAUCUCCGGAAGUUACAGAAAAUGACGUGAUCUCGUCAACAUCAAAAAAUCUCGCCGGUGAAGCAAAUGAAAGUGACGGCUUUUAUUUAUUAAAGAAAGAUUCUCAACGUCGACAAACUCUAUCAAAGGUUCUUUCGCAAGACGAGAAAAAAAUUUGCGAAGUUUGGAUGGAGAAGAUUGCAAAUGAUCGGUCUGAAAAAAUUGUUCUUAAUAUCUCUCAUCUUGAAACCUUAAUAGGGAUACUACGCGAUUACAUCACAGAUCAAAAGAAGGAAGGAUUAAAGAAAGCUUUGAUUCAAUUAAAAAAGGAAUUAGAUUUUGAUCCAACAGCAAUUGAUCAUCUCCACUAUGCAUUAUUUAAAUUUCAAGAUGCAGUCAAUACUGUGUUGAGAAGCGUUAGCAUUAAACCACAUUGGAUGUUUGCACUGGAUAACUUGGUUAAAUGUGCCGUCCAUGCAGGAUUAAUGGUUUUAUCUCCAGAACUCGGUGCAAAUUUGGCUGGAAGUGAUCGAGAUUUUGGGUAUGGAGAUGAUGACGACGUCGAUGAACUCUCAAACUCAGGAAUAAGUACUGUUAAUUCAGCAAAAAUUAAGCAUCACAAUGUUAAGGAAAAUUACGAUAAUAAGAUUUUAUUAGAACAAUUGAAAAUAUUGAAAAGUGAAAAUUCAAAGCUUAUUAAUGAACUGUUGGAAUCUCAUAAAAGUCUUCAGAACUUUUUAAAGUCAAGCGAAAGUGGUGUUGAUGCACUAAAGAUAAUUGUACAACAGUUUACAACAUUUACUCGAAAUUUUGAAAGAAGUAUUUCUUAUGGUUAUUAUAGUGACGAUCAGAAUACAAGGAAGACAUCACUUUCUGUAGAAACGACACCAAGUACAGAGGAUAACAAUAUUGAAAAAACAGUUCACAAUAAGCUUCAGUUACCGUUAUUUAAGAAUCCACAAUUAAAAAGUCCUUUGAGACAGUGCCAUGAUAUGAAAUUGGUGGAAUGGUUGACUCGAAAUGGUUUUGAUGAAGAAUCCAGAGUAGCCAUUGGAAUUGCCGAUUUCACCUAUGAAGAUUUUAUUUACUUUUCCGAUAAAGAUGAUAUUCGUAGAAUUGGUUUGAGAGCCGGAACAGAAGUUCGAAUUUGGAAACUAAUUCUUGCUCAUCGCAAAAAAUAUUGCAGCUAUCAAGUAGAGCUACAACGUACUAUGACUGACCAAGUGAUAAAUGGAUAUCCUAGUGAAACAAGUUGCUUCAAUAGCUAUGAUUCUACUUCAAGCACCACUAAUAGUUCUUAUGACUCUUGUGAAUAAAAUGAAAAAAUAAUUAUUAAAGUGCAACUAAGAAACUUGUGUGCAUGCUUUAUUUUUUAUAAUGUUUACUAAUUUUUGUUGUUAUGAUGAAUAAAUGAAACAUUUUUUUCUUGUUUCUGAGACAUUAAUACAC